AUGAGUGAGCGAAUGGAAGUAGAAGAAUCAAAGCAUCAGGUUUUGGCAAUUGAAGAAGAUGAUGAACUAGAAGAGUUUGAGGAUGAAAAUUGGGGGGAAAGCAAAGAAGAAGAGUUUGAUAUACAGCAGUGGGAAGAGGACUGGGAAGAAGAACAGCCAGGAGAUAUGUUUACACAGCAGCUUCGCCAAGAAUUGCUAAAGCCUUAA
Blepharisma stoltei is the source of this 207-nucleotide messenger RNA. NCBI's taxonomy places the organism in Eukaryota, Ciliophora, Heterotrichea, Heterotrichida, Blepharismidae. The record is from the annotation of a GenBank genome assembly.